This is a messenger RNA of Notolabrus celidotus (New Zealand spotty), 2859 nucleotides long. RefSeq names its product CDC42 effector protein (Rho GTPase binding) 1a (gene cdc42ep1a). Lineage: Eukaryota; Metazoa; Chordata; Actinopteri; Labriformes; Labridae. The record is from RefSeq and is a predicted model, not a curated record. The transcript has 3 exons. The coding region runs from base 760 to 1959 and encodes 399 amino acids.
AUUGAAGUGUGAAACAUGAAGCGCGGUGGGAGCUCCCGGUGUGGCUCUGUGAUGGUUCCAUUGGUUUUUGAUCCACGUUCCCGCCCCUUUCCUCCUGCUCCGCGCUGCGCCGCUCCUCACACCCGGCGCACCAGCGGGACAGUCCGGCUGCACCUCCCGCUCUCUCGGACCGCAUGAGCUUCAAAUACAUUCUUAAUGGAAAGAUAAUUAUACCUGAGUCAAGCCUCUCUUAAACUUCAGUUUUCAGAGAUGGUUCCAUGGUGCGACCGCAGAAGUAUUUGCAGCUGGAUUCAAACCUAUUUCUGAGCUGAUGUCGACAAAGCCAAAGCCAAAGGCAAGCAGGGGAAACCAGGCGACCUGACCACAAUCCAACCGUCCCAGCUGCUUCCAGGAACACAACUGCGCAGUGUUCUCCUCAAUUUAUGUCUGUUUAAUUCAGCCAGCUAUGCAUAACAACACGCUACCAAGAGUGGGACAAAGUUUGGCCUGCACUUGAUAAACAGAGAUAAUAAUCCGGUGAAGUAUUUGGCGCUGCAGACCUGGAGUUUUACUUUUCAGCUUUAGGAAUAACACGCUUGAAGAUCUCGAAAUAACCAUUUACAACUUUUUCAAGGCCCACACUUUGAACUGCUGACCUGUCCAUGAUUUCGGCGAUAAUCAUAGAGGAGAAAAGUUGAACUUCAGUAGUAUAAAGGCAGGUCUAGACAUUGUUACAGAUACAUUUGCAAGAAAUACUGAGCCAUUUUGUCUCUGGGGACCAUGAAUCUUCAGGAGAAGCUUUCAGGCCUUAAAGGUCUCGUCACACACUCCCAUGGCAAGCGACGCCAUAAAGGUGACCUCACAUUGGAAAUGAUCAGCCCUCCUCUGGGUGACUUCCGACACACCAUGCAUGUAGGCCGUGGAGGCGAUGUCUUUGGUGACACAUCUUUUCUUAGCAAUCAUGGCGGCACAGGCAAUGGGAACAACGCGGAAACAGAUUCUUUGUCCUCCCCUGACAACAAGAUUGGAGCCUUCUUCUCCAGAACGCUCCGUCACAUUAGGAGGGGCUCUGACAACAGACCAACAGUAGGACCAAAAGAUCUGUCGCCACCGCCGCCUGCCAUUUCUCCAAUCAUCAAGAAUGCUGUGUCCCUCCCCAGACUGGAUGUGGAUAUGCCUAAUGGAUGUCCCACCUCCAAAGUGCUCUUCCCCAGUUCUCAGAGCACACCAGAGGAGAUGAAAAGUAAAUAUGGUCUGGAGUCUGGUUUCGUCACUCUGCCUCGUCUCUCUCGCUCUGAGCGUCAGCAGCCUUCCAUCUCCCUCCCCACCUCCUGCUCCCCCAACAUCCACCGCGGCUCUCUGACCGACCCCUCUGACGCUAUCUUAUCCACCUGCUCCGCCUCCAUUUUGACCUGUGACACUAAACCCACCACAGCCUACUCUGACUCCCUCCCCUCCCUCACCUCCUUGGACACUUUCACCUUUGACCUCGGCCCUUCCCUCAUGAGCGAGGUGUUCAGUCUGAUCGACAGUCACCUGGAGGAUCCUGGGCACACCUGGGAUGUGGAGGAGGCAGGGUCGGCGUGCGGGCUGACCAAUGAGGGAUCAGAAAUGGACUCAGCUACUAUUUCAUACGUGGAUUCACUGCUGCGGGAGGACUGUGGGCUGAGUAAGAGCCCGCAUGAGGCCCAGUGGGAAGAGGAAGAGGAGGGCAGUGUGAUGGAGGAGAACAAUGUUGGGCUUUCUGGUGAAGUUCCUGAUGUGGUAAUGGUAUCUCCUGAACGAGUGAAGUUGGGGAUGAGAAUGGAGAGUGAGCGCUUCCAGAGUGCUACUGAUGUGCUUGCACGCCACUAUGGCCUCAGACCCUCAAAGGGACAGAGCAGGAUGGCGGUUGCAGAUUCAGAGAUGAUGAUCAUCGGUCAGCCCAAGAGGAAUAUCUCUUACAACUACAUGGACGACGAGGAUGAAAUCAAAGUCUGAGAUGAGCAAGUAAAGAGGUUCAAACUUUCUGAGUCUUUUUUUGGUCAACGAGGCUGGCUUCCUUGGCAGCGUCCUCUAUAUCUGAUCUUUCACUUUUAUACAGCCAUGCUUCAAGGUUUGACAGUUUCAAUGGAAAACUGUUGCUGAAUGUAUCUUAAAGAAGUUUAGAGACUUAUUAGGAGAACGCUUCCUCUGGAAGACUCUGACUUAUAAAUGACUGAAACAAAAAGGAGGCAAGGAAAGUGAGGAUGUGCCGGGGAAUGUGAUUAAGUCUGUCUCAAAGAAAACACCAUCAUUACUCAAAGCAGAAACAACAGAUCCUGUCAGUCACUUUAAACUGAACACGCUUCCUCACAUGAAAAAGAUUCUUGCUGCAAGUUCUGAUUACUUAUGAAAGGAAAACAUGUCAUCUUGAUUUCAGACUUCACUGCAGUCUUUGUGAACGCUUCACUCAGGAAUACACUACCAAGUAACAAAAGGGAAAGAACAUAAGACACCUGUUAUCUCAGGCCUCUUUAGAUAAAACAGAAACAUGUAAACAUCUGUUAUUAAACUUCAUGGAUUGAGAGAAUCUGACAAGUAAUGCCUGUUUUUGCGAGCUUCAAGGAAGGACUGAAUCUCAUAUUUGCUCAUUUGAUCCUGCAGACCCCCUUUAUAAAUACUCUGUGCACCUUUAUGAUAAUGAAGUCUGACUCCUGUAUUAUUUUUAUAGAAGAUUUGUCAUUUAUUUGAUCUUUUAUACAUGAAGAUAUUAACUGACCUCCUUUUAAUAUGCUUAUGUGCUUUAUGUACUAGUAUGAGCACCUGCAGUACAAUUCUCAUCCUAAUGCUGCAGUCAAUACCAAUGAUACACUAUGAUGAAACUGACAAUAAAGAUAUUUUAGCUGGGUCGAAUAAUGA